Molecule: messenger RNA, 289 nt
Organism: Mya arenaria
Lineage: Eukaryota; Metazoa; Mollusca; Bivalvia; Myida; Myidae
Product: mesoderm-specific transcript homolog protein-like
Exons: 4
Coding region: 1-288 (95 amino acids)
Source: RefSeq, a predicted model, not a curated record
AUGAAAAAGUCAUGCAAAGAAUUGAAAUUAGCUCUCAACCAACGGGAAGAAAACAAGGACAGAUGGGUCGGUGCACUUUUGGAAACGAAACUUCCAGUUCACAUGAUUAAUGGGCCAUCUAUUCCAGUUAACAGUGGAUACGCCUUCGUUGAUCAUUACAAGAAAGUAGUACCAUCCCCAAGUAUAACUGUACUAGACGCGGCGAUAGGACACUAUCCCCAGUGGGAGGAUCCCAAUGGCGUCUUCGAAUCCUACAAGUUCUUCUUGCAGUCCAUCAAAAAUCCUUAAA